AUGAAGAAGGGAAACCUGACACCAAAGACCAUCACGGCCCCUCUAGCCGCCUUCACGAUGGCCUGUAUCCUCUUCGCCGGGAACUUCGGGAUCAAGAAACUGACCAUGUGCAGAGACAUCCUCACGGCCCGAGCCACGGGCCCAGCAACGGUAGCCCGUCUUGAGGUUUCCAAUGCAUUUGACGUUGUAAGCGUGGCACCAAAACCACGCUGUGUUAAACGAACGCAGCGCGGCAAGUUCACCGGAUAG
Colletotrichum scovillei is the source of this 249-nucleotide messenger RNA. RefSeq lists its product as uncharacterized. The record is from RefSeq and is a predicted model, not a curated record. Bases 1 to 249 code for a protein of 82 amino acids. Lineage: Eukaryota; Fungi; Ascomycota; Sordariomycetes; Glomerellales; Glomerellaceae. The transcript has 3 exons.